AUGCCGAAAACAUCCUUAAUACGCUACACAUUCAGUCAGUCGAGCAUGUUGACAGUCCAGGGGGGCAGCGGCCUCAAGACCGAGAGCUUCGCAGUCCACGAAUCCUUUCUCACAUCACGUUCUGAGUACUCCAAGCGUGCUUUGAACAGCAACUGGAAUGAGGCAACAACUCGCGUCGUUCCAUUGACUCAUGAGGAACCAGCUGUCUUCGCGUUGUAUCUCAACCACCUCUGCACUGGGCGAUUACCAACGGUGCAGAAAAGCAGACAAGAGCUAGGCGCGAUGCAAAGAUCAGCAGCUAUCCGUUUCCUCAGGGAAGAGCUCUACCAGCUGGCCCGCGUCUAUGUUCUUGCAGAGCGACUGCAGGACAUCACCGCGAGAAAUGCUGUGACAGAUGCAUUUGUUCAUGUACAUAACGGGUACUUGGCACCGACCCCUUCCGCUCUAGUAAUCAUGCUCACCUUCGACAGUACUCCCCCAGGACGCCCCAUUGGGCGUUUGUUAGUUGAUUCAUGGGCUCAUAAGUCUCUGCUGUAUGUACUAGAGAGAGCGUCGCAGUUGCCCAAAGACUUCCUGAAUGAUCUUGGCUUAGUGUUGGAGAAGCACCGCAUCUUUUCUAGAGUAUUGACUCAAUGUUUGUGGUCAUUUCACUAUAUAGAGGCAGAGACCGCAGCAGGAAGCCAGGACGCUCCAGUUGUGACCCCAGUCUGA
Molecule: messenger RNA, 711 nt
Organism: Didymella exigua CBS 183.55
Lineage: Eukaryota; Fungi; Ascomycota; Dothideomycetes; Pleosporales; Didymellaceae
Exons: 1
Coding region: 1-711 (236 amino acids)
Molecular function (GO): protein binding
Source: RefSeq, a predicted model, not a curated record